This is a messenger RNA of Geodia barretti, 705 nucleotides long. Lineage: Eukaryota; Metazoa; Porifera; Demospongiae; Tetractinellida; Geodiidae. The record is from the annotation of a GenBank genome assembly.
AUGCUCGAAGACCGAGAUGGUAAAUCCUUCGACGGCAAGACACGCCAACAGGUGAAUGACUGGUUUCUUGGGCGACCUUGUGCUGAGUUGUUGAUAGAUAAUGAGCGCAUUGAGAGAUCGAUUGAGCAAUUGCUGGGGCCCGGUUAUACAUUUAAGCAGGGAAACGACGGCAAUUUUUACGUGGGAGAUACCGGUUGGCAUCCGGAUCUGGGGUGGGAUCCGCACAUCCCGGAAGGGGAGAGCGACCCCAACCGAAACAUUGCACAGUGGCGGCAUCACUACCGUCCGAGCAUCAAGGUUGCGUUCUAUCUGGAUUCGGUUGGCAAGGAUACCGGCUGCCUUCGCGUUAUUCCGGGCGCGCAUCGGAAUCCGUACCACGACCAGUUGUGGUCACUUCACCUGAAUGUCCCUUCUGCCGUGUCCGAAGACGACUCCUACAAGUUUGAGAAUGUGCGUCCAAAACUCCUUGAAAUGUGGGAGCAGGCGACAGGUGAUAAGGAAGGUGCGGAACGAUUCCUGUCGGAUCCCGAUAUAAAUCACUUCGGAAUAGCACCGUGCGACAUUCCGAGCUUCCCCAUUGAAUCUGAGCCGGGCGAUGUUGUCUUCUUUAGCCAUCAACUUUGGCAUGCGUCGUUCGGAGGGCGUGUGGGUAGACGGAUGUUCACACUAAACUUCCGAAGCGCACUGGCUAGCGAUGACGGAUAG